AUGGUCACAGACAGUCAUGCUGCUAUCCAGAGAGACAGCAACAGGCUGGAAAAACGGCCUGACAGGAACCUCUUGAAGUUCAACAAAGAGCAGUGCAAAAGCGCUGCCCUGAGGAGGAACAGCCUCAGGCGUCAACACACACUGGGUGCCGCCCAGCUGCAAAGCAGCUCGGCAGAAGGAGACCUUGGGGUCCUGGUGGAAGACCGGACAUUCUUCAGGGAGGAAGUCUUCAAGGCACAGGAGCAGGCUGUCCCCACGUGCUGCAAGACGAACCGGUGGGGACAACUUCAAGCAAUGACAGCCCAAGUGAAAGAGGUGAUGGGACAAUACGAAAGGAAGAUAGCCCACGUCCAAGACGAGAAGGAACACCAUCAAGACAUGGCAGGACAACUUCAAAAGGAAAAAGCCCAGCUGCAAGAGGAAAAUGGACAACUUCAAAAGAAAAACGCCCAGCUGCAAGAGGAAAAUGUUGAUUUCACCCUGGAUGCUGACACGGCUCACCCCAGACUGGAAAUCUCUGAUGAUGGGAAGAGUGUGAAAGAUACUGGCACCAUCAGAAAGGUGCCCAGCAAUGAGAAGAGAUUUGAUUCCCACAUUUUUAUGCUGGCAAAGGAAGGAUUCACAUCUGGGAAACACUACUGGGAAGUGGAUGUCGGAAAGAGAAGAAGCUGGGCCUUGGGUGUUGCCCAGGAAUCUGUCACUCGCAAAGGGACAUUGACGCUGUCCCCUAAGAAUGGCUUCUGGGUCAUAGGAUUUGCAGAUGGGAGAGAGUAUUGGGCCUACACAGAUCCUUGGACCCGCCUGAGUGUGAGUGGGAAGCUGCAAAGGAUUGGGAUCUUCCUGCACAUCUCAGCCAAGCAGCUGUCAUUUUACAAUGUCCAUAAGAAAACAACUCUGUACACUUUCACCUUGGGAGGUGACAGCAGCCAGGAAGAGAAGCUUUUUCCUUUCUUCUCCACGGGUCCUGCUACUGCCAACCCUGAUGGCGACCCUCUAAGAAUAGCACAGAUGUUUGAUGAUGAAGAUGAGUGA
This is a messenger RNA of Opisthocomus hoazin, 1032 nucleotides long. The record is from RefSeq and is a predicted model, not a curated record. Lineage: Eukaryota; Metazoa; Chordata; Aves; Opisthocomiformes; Opisthocomidae.